Diachasma alloeum is the source of this 2102-nucleotide messenger RNA. RefSeq names its product 2-oxoisovalerate dehydrogenase subunit alpha, mitochondrial (gene BckdhA). Gene Ontology annotation, molecular function: oxidoreductase activity, acting on the aldehyde or oxo group of donors, disulfide as acceptor. The coding region runs from base 249 to 1514 and encodes 421 amino acids. The transcript has 10 exons. Lineage: Eukaryota; Metazoa; Arthropoda; Insecta; Hymenoptera; Braconidae. The record is from RefSeq and is a predicted model, not a curated record. Gene Ontology annotation, biological process: branched-chain amino acid catabolic process.
GGGGACGUAGUCGAUUUUUUCCCGGGUUCGAUUAGAAAAUUUUGAUUCGAUUUUUUUCUGAGUACUUUGCAUUGAUAACGAUACUCGUCCGAAAUGAGCAUACUUAUCCAUGUACAUAUAAUUACAACAUGUGGAAAGGCAGACGCACACUCUCAUACGUGAUAAGAAAUUACGUAAAAACACGCGUGUUGGAUACAAAGUUAUUCGGCUUCAUUGAGUGAUCGACUUGCUAUUCCCUAGUCACGGAAAUGGCGGCUCAAACGUAUUUCAAAUUUUUUAACUCCGUUGCAUUUAGAAAUUUCACGCGGUCUCUCAGCAAUACGAUCAAGGAGCCCAAGUUCAUGGGAAUAAACACAAGGUUUACAGAUAUUUUAAAGUUUGUGAAUAGUGAAAGCUAUGAGUCAAUACCAGUUUACAGAUUAUUAUCGUCACCAAAAUGUCAAGUAUCGCACACUGAAGCGAAGAUUGACAAUGACUUGCUAUUAAAAAUGUACGAAUCCAUGGUGAGGAUACGUACCAUGGACAAAAUUCUGUAUGAAUCGCAAAGACAAGGGCGUAUAUCCUUUUACAUGACUAACAUGGGUGAAGAAGCUAUUCAGAUCGGUUCAGCCGCGGGUUUGAAACUUGAAGACAUUAUUUACGCGCAAUACCGAGAAGCUGGUGUUCUACUCUGGCGUGGGUACAAAUACUCUCAAUUCAUAAAUCAAUGCUAUGGAAAUCACGAAGAUCCGGGAAAAGGGAAACAGAUGCCGGUGCAUUAUGGCUCGAAGGAGCUGAAUUUCGUGACUAUUUCGUCGCCUCUUACCACUCAGCUACCUCAGGCUGUGGGGGCCGCUUAUGCCAUCAAACGAGCAAAAAAAGAUGCCUGUGUUGUCUGUUAUUUUGGCGAAGGGGCGGCCAGUGAAGGAGAUGCUCAUGCAGCUUUCAAUUUCGCGGCCACUCUAGACUGUCCCAUUAUCUUCCUCUGUCGAAAUAAUGGAUACGCCAUUUCCACCCCUUCACUGGAGCAGUGCAGAGGUGACGGAAUAGCAGCCAGAGGUCCAGCCUACGGUAUCAAUACAAUUAGAGUCGAUGGUAAUGAUGUGAUUGCAAUGCAUCAUGUCACUCGAGUGGCCCGAGAUUUUUGCAUAAAAGAGGGGAAGCCAGUGCUUAUCGAAGCUAUGAGCUACAGACUGGGUCACCACAGCACGUCUGAUGAUAGUACAACUUAUCGUGCAAAGGGUGAGAUUGAUGACUGGACUAAAGAGUCACCAAUUGUGAAACUUCGUCAGUAUCUCGAGAAUCUUCAGCUCUGGGAUGAUGAGAGGAAUAAAGAACUCGAGGCCUCAGUGAGGCAAGAAUUUUUGAGGGAAUUCGAAGAAGCUGAGAAGAAACUCAAGCUCAAUUGGAGGGAAGCGUUCACUGAUGUUUAUCAGGAUAUGCCACAUCAUAUCAAGAAACAAAUGAUUUCGAUGGAGCGUCAUCUGAAGGAGUACCAAGAGCACUAUCCUCUGAAAGAAUUCCAAGCCUCGUGAUUCAUCAUUCGUACCUUUAUUUUCUUACAAAUAAAUCUAGGAAAUUCAAUCGUUAGGAGAUAAUUCUCGAGAAGGUAACAUUUCAUGCAUCCUUUUUCGUGAGAUUUUCUGCCAUUUCUUGAUACUUCUGCAGCCUCAUUUCUUUUCUGGCUUCGUCCAAUAGCACAUUGUGGAGGAGCUUCUUCUCGAAUGGAUUGGGCUGUUCCAAGCCAGGAUAUGGAUUUUCUACAAUGGGAAUAUCACAAUACUAUUUUGAAAAUGUAAUUGUGAACAUUUAUUGUUUGAGAUUUAUUGCAUCACUCGCUUAUUAUUAUUUUAUUUUUCACGUGCAAAAAAAUUCAAUAGAAAAAUCCAGAAUUCCCUAGGAAAUUCUAUUGGAUUUCUAUUGAACCUUCUAUUCAUUUUUGGCUGAUUUUAUGGGCAUGUUCGGCAGCUAUGUUCAAUGGUAAAUAUUCUGUAGGCCAAAUCAACAGAAUUCAAUUUCUGUGUAAAUUUUAAUCUGUUGAGAAGUCUUUAAAAUUUAUUUUGAGUGAAAAAGAAUGAAAGAUAGAGUGAAAAAACUUGGAAAAUUCAUGUCGAGGAAUUCUU